AUGGCUGCUCAAAUUUCCACCGUCGCAGAGAGCAAGGAGCUCCGGGGGCUGAACCUCAUCGCCGCUCAUUCACACAUUAGAGGUCUUGGAGUCGAUCUCGAUACUUUACAACCGCGUGGGGCAUCGCAAGGGCUUGUGGGCCAGGAGAAGGCUCGCAAGGCCGCUGCAGUUAUUCUACAAAUGGUGAAGGAGGGUAAGAUCGCAGGUCGCGCCGUUCUGAUUGCUGGACCUCCCAGCACAGGAAAGACUGCGAUCGCGAUGGGUAUGGCACAGUCGCUGGGAUCCGAUGUACCUUUCACAAUGCUCGCUUCGUCCGAAAUAUUCUCCAUGGAAAUGUCCAAGACAGAGGCUCUGACACAGGCCUUCCGAAAGUCGAUCGGUGUGCGGAUCAAGGAGGAGAGUGAGAUCAUCGAGGGUGAGGUCGUCGAGAUUCAGAUCGACCGCAGCGUCACAGGUGGCAACAAACAAGGAAAGCUCACGAUCAAGACAACGGAUAUGGAGACGAUUUACGACAUGGGCACAAAAAUGAUUGAUUCGAUGACGAAGGAGCGAGUCAUGGCGGGAGAUGUGAUUUCCAUCGAUAAGUCCUCUGGCAAGAUUACCAAGCUCGGCCGGUCUUACGCUCGUUCGCGUGAUUACGACGCUAUGGGCGCUGAUACCAAGUUUGUCCAAUGUCCGGAGGGAGAGCUUCAGGUUCGCAAGGAGAUUGUUCACACAGUCAGUCUUCACGAGAUUGAUGUGAUCAACUCGCGGUCACAGGGGUUCCUGGCACUGUUCUCAGGUGACACAGGCGAGAUUCGCAGCGAGGUCCGAGACCAGAUCAACACCAAGGUGGCGGAAUGGAAGGAAGAAGGCAAGGCGGAAAUUAUUCCUGGUGUCUUGUUCAUUGACGAAGUCCACAUGCUCGAUAUUGAGUGCUAUUCCUACAUUAAUCGUGCUUUAGAGGCGGAAUUAGCUCCCAUUGUCAUCAUGGCCAGUAACCGCGGCCAUGCGCGCAUUCGAGGAACUACUUACACGUCCCCUCACGGCCUGCCCCUUGACUUCCUCGAUCGUGUUGUCAUUGUUAGCACCCAGCCUUACUCCGGUGAUGAGAUUCGCCAAAUCCUGGCCAUCCGUGCCCAGGAAGAGGAGAUCGACGUCUCUCCAGAUGCCCUGGCUCUCUUGACCAAGAUUGGCCAAGAGUCAAAUCUUCGCUAUGCCAGCAAUAUCAUCACUACUUCUCAUCUGCUGAGUCAGAAGCGCAAGGCUAAGGAGGUCAGCGUGGACGAUGUCCAGCGCAGCUUCCGCUUGUUCUAUGACCCCGCUCGUAGCGUUGAGUAUGUCAAGCAGUACGAGCAGCGAUUCAUUGGAGACCAAGGCACAGUGUCCUUUGCAGCAACUACCAAUGGCGAUGCUAUGGAGAUCUCAUAA
Molecule: messenger RNA, 1410 nt
Organism: Penicillium malachiteum
Lineage: Eukaryota; Fungi; Ascomycota; Eurotiomycetes; Eurotiales; Aspergillaceae
Gene: rvb2
Product: RuvB family ATP-dependent DNA helicase reptin
Exons: 3
Coding region: 1-1410 (469 amino acids)
Biological process (GO): box C/D snoRNP assembly; chromatin remodeling; regulation of transcription by RNA polymerase II
Cellular component (GO): Ino80 complex; NuA4 histone acetyltransferase complex; Swr1 complex
Molecular function (GO): ATP hydrolysis activity; ATP binding; DNA helicase activity
Source: RefSeq, a predicted model, not a curated record